ACCAUGGCAUUACUUCACAUCCUGUUCAAACACACACUGUUGGCAUAUCGUUUGGUAGGAAUAUACUGACUAUUCAACUCACAACUCUCUAAUGAGGUUUCCCAAUAAGACGCUCUGAUUUUGUUGGAAAAGUGCAGCUUACAGGAUUUCAGGACAUCAUGGACAUGACUCCCAUCCCCAGCUCUGGUAAUAGUAACCUGAAUGAAGCCAACACUUGUGGAGUGGACCUCAGCCAAGAUGCCAUCUACCUUCCUGUAAUCUACAGUAUCUUCUUCAUCAUUGGCACUCCCCUCAAUUUGAUGGCCCUGUUCGGGCUCUAUCGUCUGAUCAAGUCUGAAAACGUCUUACCGGUGUACGUGAUCAACCUGCUCCUUUCGGAUCUCCUCCAACUGUUCACUGUACCUCUAUGGAUUGACUACUAUCGCAAGGGUCACAGCUGGCGAUUCGGGUCCACUUCCUGCCAGUUAUUGGGGGCCAGUUUCUACGUCAGCAUUUACACCGGCAUUGCCUUCAUGUGCAUCAUUGCUUUGGAGCGCUACUUGGCCAUCGCCAAGCCUCUGAGAUUCCAAGCAUUGAGAAAGCUGAAGUUUGCACGAUGGAUAGCCCUUAGCAUAUGGGUCGUGGUAGCCGUGCCUCCAUCCAUCGCCUUGCAUAAAAUGCAACCCAGCGACAAUCACACCCUGUGCAUCGAGAGCUACCCUUCCAAGGAGGGGUUCAUCAUCUACCGAUUGAUCACCUUAGCCCUGUCCUUCAUCAUCCCUCUCGCCUUCAUCGUGUUCCUCCACCGGAAGACCCUGAGGUCUUUGUCGGCCAUUGGUACCUUGGGAACGGAAGAGAAGCACCGCAUCAGGGGGCUUCUCACUCUGCUGGUGGUCAUCUUCAUCCUGGUCCUCGGCCCCUACCACAUCACAGGAUGCGUGAAGUACAUUGGAUUGCUUCUCCACAGGGACGCCUGUGAGUGGGAGAAGGCUGUGUUUUUGCCCUACCAGCUGGUCAGGGGUCUGCUGAGCCUCAACAGUCUGCUGGAUCCUGUACUUUAUACGUUCCUGAGGAGUGACUUCAGGGCGGCUGUGGGCCAUUACCUGCCCUGCCUGAGGAGGAUGCAGGAGUCUGUAUGGAGGACUGUGAGUCAUCAGAGGACCACCACUAAGACCCCUAGUAGUCUUUCAGAUCACACUGAUUCUAUCUAAACCCAAACCAGACAUUUGUAACAUACCGGUACAUGAUGUACAGUACCUAGCUAGAUACUAUCUGCUUUUAUUAUAAUGUAAUAACCAGCCUUCGAAGAACCAUCACCAGGACCCCUAUUAUCCUUGAAGACCCCACAGAGAGACCCUGAUUCAACCUGUGAUAACCAUUAAUACUGAACAUUAUUCAUAAAUGCUGCAGAACAAAGGUUAUACUGUGGGAAAGGAAAAUCUCUAAGAUAUACAUAUAUUUCGUAUAAUUUUUUUUUUUACAAAAACUGUUUGUUUCUCUAAACAGUGCCAGUGGGUUUUGGAAAGUACAUUCUUGAUUGAGACAGACGUGGUUUGCCUCAUAUUGCCACAGCCAGGAAGUUGCCAGAUUGGGAUUUCAUGUGACAGGCAGUUGGUCUCGCAGAAGGACUGGUGUCCUCAUAAUAAAUUCAUAUUUCAUCUUUCAAGCACCAAAAAAUUACACAAAAAGGAACUUGCCUAUAAAUACAUCUUGUUCCAAAUCAAUUGGAAGUUGUUUUACAAACUUGUUUUACAACUUUGUUUAAACAAACUUACAAACAUAUAAGAUAAACUGCUAAGGGACUGAACAUAGUUUUAAUCCUUGGUUGUCCACAAUAGUGUAUAUUUGACACUGGGGAGAAAUAUAAUGUAGUACUUUGAUGAUUUAGAGUUGCCUCUGGCAACUGAAGGGAUGGUUCCACCAGACUGUUCUACCUAUUUAUAAAUAGCAUCGUACCCAACUGAAAGGGAUGGUUCAACCAGACUGUUCUACCUAUUUAUAAAUAGCAUUGUGCCCAACUGAAAGGGAUGGUUCAACCAGACUGUUCUACCUAUUUAUAAAUAGCAUCGUACCCAACUGAAAGGGAUGGUUCAACCAGACUGUUCUACCUAUUUAUAAAUAGCAUCGUACCCAACUGAAAGGGAUGGUUCAAACAGACUGUUCUACCUAUUUAUAAAUAGCAUCGUACCCAACUGAAAGGGAUGGUUCAACCAGACUGUUCUACCUAUUUAUAAAUAGCAUCGUACCCAACUGAAAGGGAUGGUUCAACCAGACUGUUCUACCUAUUUAUAAAUAGCAUUGUGCCCAACUGAAAGGGAUGGUUCCACCAGACUGUUCUACCUAUUUAUAAAUAGCAUCGUACCCAACUGAAAGGGAUGGUUCCACCAGACUGUUCUACCUAUUUAUAAAUAGCAUUGUGCCCAACUGAAAGGGAUGGUUCCACCAGACUGUUCUACCUAUUUAUAAAUAGCAUCGUACCCAACUGAAAGGGAUGGUUCAACCAGACUGUUCUACCUAUUUAUAAAUAGCAUCGUACCCAACUGAAAGGGAUGGUUCCACCAGACUGUUCUACCUAUUUAUAAAUAGCAUCGUACCCAACUGAAAGGGAUGGUUCCACCAGACUGUUCUACCUAUUUAUAAAUAGCAUCGUACCCAACUGAAAGGGAUGGUUCAACCAGACUGUUCUACCUAUUUAUAAAUAGCAUCGUACCCAACUGAAAGGGAUGGUUCAACCAGACUGUUCUACCUAUUUAUAAAUAGCAUCGUACCCAACUGAAAGGGAUGGUUCCACCAGACUGUUCUACCUAUUUAUAAAUAGCAUCAUACCCAACUGAAAGGGAUGGUUCAACCAGACUGUUCUACCUAUUUAUAAAUAGCAUUGUGCCCAACUGAGGACCACAUGUACACAAGAAUUGGAAGUGGUUUUGUAAUGUGGGGCAAUGUGUUAUAUUGUAUUUCUGUCAGCAUUGCAAUGCUAAAUGUAAAUCAAGCUAUAUCAUAAACCUAUGUACCAUUUGAUUUAAAACAUUUAAUUUAAAACAUAACUGUACAUAUCAUGACACCUUUCAGAUUCAGUUGAUUAAAAGAGUUUCAUGUUUGCAUAAAAGUGA
This is a messenger RNA of Salmo salar (Atlantic salmon), 3089 nucleotides long. RefSeq names its product G-protein coupled receptor 4. The record is from RefSeq and is a predicted model, not a curated record. Gene Ontology annotation, cellular component: membrane. Gene Ontology annotation, molecular function: G protein-coupled receptor activity. Gene Ontology annotation, biological process: G protein-coupled receptor signaling pathway. NCBI's taxonomy places the organism in Eukaryota, Metazoa, Chordata, Actinopteri, Salmoniformes, Salmonidae.